AUGACCAGAUCCAACAGAGGCUUCACGAUCUGCAUUAGAUUAUGGUGGCUGUGGAGAAAAGCACUUUUGCUGCUACUGCUGCUUCCCAACUUUUGUUCAACGCAGACAAUCAUCAAGAACUUGCCAGGAUUUUCUGGUGACCUCCCGUUCAAGCUUGAAACUGGGUACGUGGGGGUAGGCAAUAAGGAUGAGCUGCAACUGUUCUAUUACUUCACUGAGUCAGAAAGGAGCCCAGAAAAUGAUCCUCUGCUGCUUUGGAUCACCGGAGGCCCUCGAUGCUCUGCUUUUUCUGGCCUCGUUUAUGAAAUUGGUCCAAUAGCUUUCAGUUUUACAAGUAUAACAAAGGAUCCAGUAGUACUUGUUCUGAAUCCAUACUCAUGGACAAAGUUAGCAAACAUAAUAUUUCUAGACGCUCCUGCCGGUACUGGUUUCUCAUACUCCACAACAACAGAUGGCUACAACACUAGUGACACCAUUCAUGCAAAACGAGCUUCUGAGUUUCUUCAAAAGUGGCUUUCGACUCAUCGCAAGUUUCUUGCAAAUCCACUCUACAUUUCCGGUGAUUCGUACUCGGGCAAGAUUGUUCCUAUCAUUGUUCAAGAGAUAGUUAAUGGUAUUGAAGCCGGAACAGAGCCACCUUUGAAUCUCAAAGGAUACGUAAUCGGCGAUCCAGUUACAAAUGAAAAAGAGGAUUUGAAUUCGAGAAUUGAAUUUGCUCAUCGCAUGGCGCUUAUAUCAAAUAGAAUGUACGAGUCCACCAAAAAGAAUUGCAAGGGGGAAUACGUAGACGUGGAUCCGAACAAUCAACUCUGCCUCAACAAUCUUCAAUCUUUCAAGGAGUGCACUAGCAGACUUGACGAUAGUCAUAUAUUGGCACCUGCAUGCGUUCCUCGUAUCAAUCACAACGAACAAACCACAUUUGGGUGGGACUGGGACUCUGUUGAUGAUAAUUUCUUAAGCUUUCCCUUUCCUGAAAGUUUGUGUCGGGCUUCGGUAUUCUGUGGUUGGGCAAAUGAUAUGAAAGUUCGUAAAGCUCUUAACAUUCGGGAGCCAAAAUCCCUUCGGGCUUUUGUCUACAGUGGGGAUCAUGACUUGAGCGUUCCCUAUGUAAGUACAGAAGCAUGGAUAGAAUCCCUGAGCUUGCCAAUUGAUGAUGAUUGGAAACCAUGGUUCUCUAACAAUCAAGUUGCAGGAUACACUGUUAGGUAUUCGAAUGGAGAGUAUCAUCUGACAUAUGCGACUAUAAAGGGAGGAGGUCAUACAGCUCCCGAGUUUAAUCCAAGAGAAUGCUUUGAUAUGAUCAAACGGUGGCUAGAGCAUUCUCCUCUUUAA
Molecule: messenger RNA, 1332 nt
Organism: Prunus armeniaca (apricot)
Lineage: Eukaryota; Viridiplantae; Streptophyta; Magnoliopsida; Rosales; Rosaceae
Source: the annotation of a GenBank genome assembly